AUGCGUGACACCCAUUCCGUGGCUGAACGACGGAUCCAGCCUUUUCCACCCGUGGGAGAUUUCUCCACGGACGGAGCGACCCGCGGUAGCUGCUUUGAAGAACGCCGUUCCCACCGCGAGUUUGCAGCAGGACACGCCCACCGCCUUCCAGCCGAACCUCGUGGCUCCGGUACCCACCGUCCCGCUAGCCCCUGCCGCCCCGUCCCCUCUCCCCGCGGCCCCUGGCACCCCACCUGCCCCCACUACCCCCCCUCCACCCCGAUCCGCGCCAUCCCGCCGCUCCCUGCUGUCCCGGCUACCGCGGUAUCGGCCCCCGGUUCCACCGGAGUCCCCGCGGUCCCCCUCCUCGCUUCUGCCCCAGCGAGCCCGCCCACCGCCGUCCCUGCGCCUCUAUCAGCCUCCCUAAGUCCCGCCGAGCCGGCCGCUUGCCCCUACCCACCCACGACUCUGCCAGCUGCUGUCAUCCCACCUCCCCUGGCCGCGGCCGCGACCACCACGUGUCCCCCUCAGCGCCGCGCCGCUUCCCCUCCCCCGGCACCCCCUGUGCACGUGCCCGCGGCUCCCUUUGUGUCCCCCGGGGCUCUAGCGCGAUUCCCCAGCCCCGCCGUUCCGGCGGCGCUCCCUUGUCCCGGCGCUGCUGCGCGGGACCUCGUAGAAGCUGCGCUAAACACCGCAGCCCCGGCUGCGGCCAGUGCCGCGGUGCUCCGCCCGCCGCCCGCCCCGGUGCUCGCCGCGGCUGUUCCCGUGUUGGAAACGGCGCCCUCCCCCCUUCCCGCUGCCGCUCCGGCCCGACCCCACAGUCCCGCCGCCCCGGAGGCUCCGCUCAUGCCCACACAGACCCCGAUGUUUGCGGCCGCCGCGCCCAGAGCCGUGCCUCCCUCCGCGCCCGCGGCGGCAGCCCAGCCUCCCGCCCCCGGUUCCCCCGGAGCGCCUCCGUUGUUCGCCGCGCCGCCGCUGCUCGCCGUCCCGGGCCGGGCCGUGCCGGCUCCGCCGCAGCCCUCUGCGUCCGAGCUGCUGCGUGGAGUCGCCCCGCCGCUUCUUGCCACCGCCGAUGCCCCGUUCCCGCCCGCGGCCGCGCUGCCCUCUGCGCCCCCAGUCCCGGCUGCGGCGCUGAUGGACACAGACACGCAAGCCCUGCCUAGCACGUGGGCCAUUGUCCCGCAUCACGCGGAACCGCUGGGGUGGCCCGCGCAUGCGCAGUUGCCGCUUCCCCGGAACCAGCACGCCCCGCCUCCGCCCCCCGCAGCCUUUGCCGCGGCUCUGACACAGCCUCCCGGUCCCGACCCGCCGCCUGCCACGGUGCAGCCCCAGCCGGCAUCCCUGUGCCCGCCGCCCCCAUGCCAGGCUGCACGGCCGGCGCCGCCGCCAGAGCCGAUAUUCGCAAUUCCAGAACUGUAUCCAUCCGCGCCGCCAGCCCAGCCAGUUACUGCUCCGACAGCCCCAGCUGCAGCCUCUCCGCAAAUAAUCCCUCCCGCAGCCCUGCCCACCAUGCCACCACCAAGGCACCAGCCCACGGCUCCCACGCAUCUGCAGCCCCCAAACAUCCCUCCGCCGCCACCCGCCGAGUCCACACACAACACCGCUACAGCCGAUUCCUGCACCGCCUUGGAUGCAUCCUUCUGCGCCACCCUCUCUGCCAUAUGCCGCCGUCCCGGGCACAGCCACAUCUUUCAGAGACCCAUCACCAGCGCACGACCCUGCCCAGCUAACAGCUGA
Prinia subflava (tawny-flanked prinia) is the source of this 1716-nucleotide messenger RNA. RefSeq lists its product as uncharacterized. The coding region runs from base 1 to 1716 and encodes 571 amino acids. The transcript has 3 exons. Lineage: Eukaryota; Metazoa; Chordata; Aves; Passeriformes; Cisticolidae. The record is from RefSeq and is a predicted model, not a curated record.